This is a messenger RNA of Serpula lacrymans var. lacrymans S7.9, 285 nucleotides long. RefSeq lists its product as uncharacterized. The coding region runs from base 1 to 285 and encodes 94 amino acids. The record is from RefSeq and is a predicted model, not a curated record. The transcript has 2 exons. Lineage: Eukaryota; Fungi; Basidiomycota; Agaricomycetes; Boletales; Serpulaceae.
AUGGCCAUCAAUUUCAGUCUGCAUACCAGAGCAGAUGUUGACACUCAGGCCAUAUUCCAGGGACGGCAGCAAAGAACGGGUCAUGCCAUCAGCAAUGAUAUCUCAUUCGGCCACAAUGUCAAUGCUCCAAUCACUCUCCCAUUAGCAGAAAGGGAGCGCCUUAGGCAAGAUCCUGUUCUUCUGGAGGUCGAAGAAGAGCGCAAACAGGCUAUAAAUCAGUUAGCAAAAUUGAAAGAUAGCAAAGAAAAUGUUGUAGCGCGGGGCGAUGUCAUGCACCAAAGUUGA